AAGAGCCCAGCGUGACAAUAGCAGGGCAUCCUCAGAUCGCCUUGGGAAGAGAGAAAGGAUGACAGCGAUGGAUCACCAAUUCCCUUCUUGGAUCUUUGUCAAUGAGAGGACAUUCAUAACCAGGGAACAACUCAAUUCUUUACUGGAGGCUUAUAAUGUUUUCUAUGAAAACCAGAAAAAUCUGCAUAUAUUGUAUGGACAGACCGAGGAUGGACAGCUGAUUGUUGAAGGGAUGCUGGACAUUUUCUGGGGAGUCAAACGACCCAUACAGCUGAAAAUACAGGAUGAGAAGCAAAUCUCUUCCUUUGAUCUGUUGAUGCCACCAGAAACCUUUUCCAGCAAAGGGAGGAUGACUCGCUGGGGAGAAUUUGAUGACCUUUAUCGUAUCAGUGAGCUGGACAGGACUCAAGUUCUAGCAUCUGAAGCCAGGCAUUCCCCAGAAGACUAUUUAUCUUACCACAGCACUCUGAAGCCUUACGCAGACGAAGAGCCAGAAUCCCCGUUGCUCUACAGGACCAUGAGUGAGGCAGCUUUGGUGAGAAAAAGGAUGAGGGCCCCAGAGAUGUACAGAAAAGACAGGAUGGGGAUGCUGAAGAGCCAGAGAGCCUCUAUCAACGGGCACGUCUAUGACCAUGAGACAUCCAUCUUCACCCCAACCUUCGGAUCAGAGACUAAGGUCAGAGCCAACAGCAUCAUGACAACUGAAGAAGUAAUAAAGCAAAUUCUCCAAAAAUUUAAGAUUGAGAAUAGCCCUCGGGAUUUCGCUCUUUACAUUAUUUUCGGGACAGGAGAGCAGAGAAAGCUAAGUAAGACCGAUGUGCCACUGCUGCAGAGGCUCCUACAAGGACCAUCCAAAAGCAACGCUCGGAUCUUCCUCAUGGAUAAAGAUGCAGAAGAAAUCAGCAGUGAUGUGGCCCCGUACAUUAAUUUUCACUUUUCUUUCUUGAAAUCCAUCCUUCAAAAAUUAGAUGAAGAAGAGAAAAUGGAGACCGAGAGAAUUAUGGCGAAAUUCAGUACCGAAAGGGCCUUUAUACUGAAGUGUCUUCAGAGUAAACAGACAGCGAAAACGGAGACCACGGUCUAGAAGCGCAGCAACUCCUGCUAGCAAGCCCUCCUCAGCGAGUUAGAGGGGGCACUGCUGAGUCAGCGCUCUGCAUCCUAAAUAAGCAGGGCCUUGAAGCUUUGGGAAACUGGAUGCCAAGCAGCCUGCUUCCUCUUUGAAAUGGCUGCGGUCCAGAGUUGUACUAAGGCAAGAUGGGACUUCGCUUCAGUAACUGAAAGACGCCUGCACACUGCGUAUUCCAA
Molecule: messenger RNA, 1305 nt
Organism: Arvicanthis niloticus (Nile rat)
Lineage: Eukaryota; Metazoa; Chordata; Mammalia; Rodentia; Muridae
Gene: Rassf6
Product: Ras association domain family member 6
Biological process (GO): signal transduction
Source: RefSeq, a predicted model, not a curated record